Chara braunii is the source of this 5003-nucleotide messenger RNA. Lineage: Eukaryota; Viridiplantae; Streptophyta; Charophyceae; Charales; Characeae. The record is from the annotation of a GenBank genome assembly.
GGGGGGGGACGGGAGGACAUGGGGGACCAAGCGGGAGCAUCAGUGACGACAAGAGAGGUGGCAAUGGUGCUGCCUGGGGCCAUGUUUCUGUUACUGAUCUCUCUGCUACUGGUGUUGGCUAUGGUGUCUGGGCGGUAUGAUGUGACAGUGAUGACCAGAUUUCCUCCGGAUGGGAAGAAGAAAAUCUUAGACAUGACGCCUUUGUCGUCAUCGUCGAUGGCUUCCUCGUCGUCCUAUUUCCCCAGCCGUUAUGGCGAUGAAAGUAACAAGGAGGAGGGAUCCCAAGAGGGGGCAUUCCCUUUCUCUCCUGCCUCCGAGGGUUCUGGAGGCGGUGGGGAUGGUGGUGUUAACCGCGUUGACAUCAACAACCCCAUUGUGGCCGCUGGCUCUGCCCUGGAAGAAAAACGAUCACGAACGUUCUCGAUUCGGAAAUGGCGUUUCCUGUCCUCGUCUCCUUUGCUAAAGAGAUUCACUCAUCGUUCCUCCUCCUCCUCCUCCUCCUCCUCCUCCUCCUCCUCUUCGUACUCGUCCUUGUCGUCUGUGGUGCAUGGUGGCGGAGACACAGGCGGAGACGCUGCGGCGGCGAAGGAGGCGGAGUCCUCGGAGAGCGCCGUCGGCGUUGACAUCAACGACUUCAGAUCAUCGGGCCUGGCGGACACCGGGCCGGAGAAUCGCUCCGCCGGCCAUCGGGAUCUGUUCGAGGGGCUUCGAUCUUCGUCUAUAGACAGAGAUCCCCACCUCCGCUUCUCCUCCUCCUCCUCCUCCUCUUCCUCGUCGUCUUCCUCCUCCACCAUCGCGAUCCCUUCCUCUCCCUCCAUCUCAUUGCCGGCUUCGCUGCCGCCAUUGUCCACCGCCAUGCCUUCCUUGCCUGGCAACGGUAAUGCCACCGAAGCUGAGGCCCGGAUGACCCUUCUUGAGAUCAUGUUUACUCACUACCUGAAGCAGAAGUUCGGUUAUUGUAUUCGUCACAUAGAUGAGGACAAGCAGCGCACUCUGCGGUUUGAAGGCUCGAAAGAGGACUUCCUGCGCUGCCAGAGUCAGGGAGGACCUUUGGGUGUUCCUGUGCGCAACACACUGUGCAGCUUCGCCGAGGCCAAGAUGUAUUUCGAAAGCAUGCUUCAUACCGACGAACUCCCGGUGAAGUUGGACACCGGCUUGCCUUACGUAGGGAAUAACCUUAAUUGUAAUAGGACGGGGAACAAGGGGAGGUACUUGAAGGGGUGCGCGCCGGGGUGGGCGUCGGAUGUUGACCCUUCCGUGGUGUUGGAGACGGUGUCAACGAACGGGCUAGAGACAGACGGACAGGGGAGGGUAGUAGGUGGUAAGAACUCCAAGUACCUGGAGACGGAACCGUUGAGAACCGAUCUUUUGACGACAAAGUGUUGCCCCGGCUUCUUCUGUCCCCAAGGCUUAGCCUGUAUGAUUCCCUGUCCGCUUGGCGCUUAUUGUCCUCUUGCAGAGAUGAGCAACAGCAGUUACGUUGUCUGCUCUCCGUACGAGUACCAGCCGCACGAGGAACUUGGCUGUGGAGGUGCUCAUCUCUGGGCUACUGCCGACCGAAGCACUUCCAUCUUCUGUCCCGACGGCAGUUUCUGCAAGACAACUACCAAUAGGUCCUCGUGUACGAGCGGAUCGUACUGCCGACGUGGCAGUACCGAUCCCAAGUCUUGUCUUAUUCGGCAGCAAUGCAAGGCAGGGUCUAGCAGUCAAGACCUGUAUCACUUUGGGAUCUUCGGCGUGGUGGUCCUGUUUGCCGUCCUAAUUACCCUCUAUCAGUGCUCGGAGAAGGCUAUGGCUUAUAGGCUCGCGCAUCAGAAUAGGGUGAGGGAGGAGAUGGCGAGGCGGGAGCAGGCGCACAAGCUUGUGGUGCGCAAGUGGAGAGACGUAACGUCGCAGGUGUUGGAGUUGACCAGGUCGGUCUCGGUUUCCACACCGAAUGGCGGCGGCGGCGGCGGAAUCGGCGCAGGGGGCGGGGACAGCGUCGGGAGCGAAACGCCUAUCUUAGGAGGGACGGCGUUUGGAUACGGGAACCUUGGCAGCAUGGGAGGGGGGGGAAGCGGUUAUUGCAGCGGGGGGGGCGGCGGGGGGGGAGCAUCUCCGCAGGCGGACUUUGGCCAUGUGGCCGCACACGAUCUUCUUGCUGAUCUGGACGACUGGCAUGGCCAGGGCCGUGUCAGCCAGAACAUCGAAUUAGAGUUCAUUAAUCUCGUUCUGACCCUGAAGAACUCGGGCAAGAAGAUCCUAGAUAACAUCACAGGGAAGUUGUUGCCUGGGCGGGUGACGGCGGUGAUGGGUCCAUCGGGAGCGGGGAAGACCACCUUGCUCACCGCGCUGGCGGGCAAGAAGAGCAGCCAGACCAUCAUGUCCGGCAAAGUGUAUAUCAAUGGCAGCGAGGGAAACAUCGGAGCCUACCGUAGAAUCAUUGGCUUCGUUCCUCAAGAUGACAUCGUCCAUGCUAAUCUGACGGUGGAGGAGAAUCUCUGGUUCAGUGCAAAGUAUCGUUUGCCCGCGAAAAUGCCGAAGAAGGACAAAGCCAUCAUCGUGGAGAGAACGCUGAGGGCUCUGGGACUGGCCGCGAUCCGCCAUUCGCAGGUAGGGUCGGUCGAAAAGAGAGGGAUUUCCGGCGGCCAACGCAAGCGUGUCAAUGUCGGGAUCGAGAUGGUCAUGGAGCCGUCGCUUUUGAUCCUAGACGAACCGACCUCGGGUCUGGACAGUACUUCGUCCCGACUGGUCAUCCAAGCGCUGCGGAGGGAAGCCACCCGAGGAGUCAACGUCGCGGUCGUUCUUCAUCAGCCCAGCUAUGCCAUCUUCAAAAUGUUUCAUGACGUUAUGUUCCUGGCUAAGGGAGGAAGGGUCGUCUAUCAUGGCGACGUAGCCGGAGUGGAGGAGUACUUCGAUCGACUGGGGUUUUGUAUACCCGACAGGAUCAACCCUCCGGAUUACAUAAUGGAUAUGUUGGACGGGCACAUAAGGUCAACGAGGAGCAUUAGGCAUGAGGAUCUACCAGCACUGUGGAUCGAGCACACAGAGAGGCUGAGCAGAGCGUCGGGAGGAAGCACGCCCGUGCACCUGAAAGCAAGGAAGAGAUGGUUUAGGAGAGGGAGGGGGUCGUUGUCGACAGGGUCGGUCGAUGACGCAGAGUUGAGCGCGGCAGUGGGAGGAGGGGGGGGGGGGGUAUUCAACGGGGGGGGGAUGUUUGGGAGACCGCCAAAAGCCGGGGUAAUGGUAGGUGCUGGCGGUCGAAGUGGGAGCGGCGUCGGCGUCGGCGGAGUCCGGACACCGUCGCCGUCCUUCGUCGGUGCUUCUACCCCCCCGCCGUCCUUUAUGGGGGCUUCCACCCCCCCACCCUCCUUCACUGGGGCCAUUACCCCCCCUCGCCCGCCUUUGAGUCCGGAUGUAAUGAUGAUGACGUCAUCCUCUGCGUGUGGAUUAGGCGAAUGGGAGGAUGGGGAGGAGGUGGAGCGAGGAGGCGGCGGGUUGUCCGACUGUGACUUGGAAACGAUGGUCAGUGGCGGGGAGGACGACAGCAGCUCUACGCAGCCGAUGCAGACCAAGCAGCACCGCCGCAAGGGAAGUCUCUUCGGAUCCUCGAUCGGAGGAGGAUUGUGCGCGGGUGGCAUGCCGGACGUCCGCUUGCUCCCUGGCGCGAGGGGUGGUGGAGGAGAAGGAGGUGGUGGUGGUACUGGAGUAGGAGGAAGCGGUAUGGACUCGGGAUCGCCAUCUGACGGAGGAGGAGGAGGAGGAGGAGGAGGAGGAGGAGGAGGAGGAGGCGGAGGAGGAGGAGGCGGCGGCGGAGGAGGAGUUGUGGUUGGGCGGUUCGACUUUCAUCGAGGUGUGCAACCAAAUUUACAGAGUGGGAGCAAGGGGUAUUGGCGGAACGCGUGGGAGGAGUUUGCGGAGGAGUUUUCGGACAUUUUCUUACCGAUCAAGGACAUGUCGGGGAGAAUGACGCCCGGGUUCUUCUCCCAGACAUGGCUGAUCAUUCAGCGAAGCGCCAAGCAACGCAUCAGAGAGCCGUUGGUUCAGCUUCAGGACUACAUCAUCUUGCUGAUUACUGGGCUGAUCAUGGGUCUGCUGUCGCCAGUCAACGAGGUGAAUCUCGGCGCCGGAAUCUACCCCAAUACUAUCUUGGCUGUCGGAUUGCUCACGAUGAUCGCUGCCUUGCGAACUUUCAGCAGCGAUAUCCUGACCUUCUGGAGAGAGAGCGCCUCCGGCAUCAAUCGAGUCAGCUACUUCCUUGCCAAGGACAUCGUUGAUUGGCUCCACGUGGCACUCAAGCCGCUUGUUUAUCUCGUCGUCUUCUACUUCUUCACUAAUCCUCGCUCCACUUUGAUUGCUAAUUACGCUGUCACCGUUUGCAUGGUCUACUGUGUGACUGGGAUUGCCUACAUCUUUGGGAUCACUCUUAAACCCGCUCCCUCUCAACUCAUGUCAGCAGUGGUAGUCCUCGUCUCUAUGCUUAUAGCAGCGCAGCCGCCCAAAAAACUCCCCUGGGUGGUGAAGAUAAGCUUUGCCAGGUGGGCAUUGGAAGGAUACGUGAUUGUGAAUGCGGAGAAGUAUACGGGGGUGUGGAUAUUGACCAGAUGCGGCGCACUGGCAAGUAGGGAAUACGAAAUCAAUAAUUUCGCGCGCUGCCUGUGGGUGCUGGUUGCAAUGGGGUUAGGAGCGCGAAUCAUAGCGCAACUGUGUUUGUACCUGUGUCACCGGAAAAAACAGAAAUGAAUCUGUUCAUUCAAUAAUACACACCGUUACAGAUGGUAUUAACUGUCAAAAUGGAAGGAGGGGGGAGGCGGAGAAACGGACACUCUCCACUCUCUCUCGUACUGAGUGAAAGGGAGAAGGAGGAGGAGGAGGAAGAGUAGGGGGAGGGGGAGGAGGAGGAGGAGAAGGGAGAGGAAGGGAGGGAGGGUUAUUCGUAUCGACAUGGGAGUAAUGUUUUAGUUACACUGCAACGAUUGGUGUGCAGUGCAAAUAGGGAGAGGGAACAAAGCUCUGCUCCCCAA